This is a messenger RNA of Epithele typhae, 702 nucleotides long. RefSeq lists its product as uncharacterized. Gene Ontology annotation, cellular component: nucleus. Gene Ontology annotation, molecular function: RNA polymerase II cis-regulatory region sequence-specific DNA binding; DNA-binding transcription factor activity, RNA polymerase II-specific. Gene Ontology annotation, biological process: regulation of transcription by RNA polymerase II. The coding region runs from base 1 to 702 and encodes 233 amino acids. The record is from RefSeq and is a predicted model, not a curated record. NCBI's taxonomy places the organism in Eukaryota, Fungi, Basidiomycota, Agaricomycetes, Polyporales, Epitheliaceae. The transcript is spliced from 5 exons.
AUGCAGCACGCCCAGUUCUCCCCCUCUCCGCCUUCGUCUGCCCGGCGCCCCGGAGACGACUCGCAGCGCGCGCCGCAGGCGGCCUUGCUCUACGCCCAGGCGCAGCAACUGCCCUCGAUCACGCCCGCGACCGCGCCCGCCACUCGCGGGCGGUCAUCCUCGCUGAUCGCGAGCUCGGCGUUCGCGGGCGGAGGCUCGGUGCCCCGCCUGCCCCCGAUCAUGCAGGUGGAGAAGCAGCAGGUGACGACGAGCGCGACGCAGGCGGCGAGCGCGAGCCGGCGGCGCAACGAGGCGAACUUUGUGUGCCCCGUUCCCGGCUGCGGCAGCACUUUCACGAGACGGUUCAACCUGAGAGGCCACCUCCGUUCGCAUACCGCGGAACGGCCGUUCCUGUGCGAGUGGCCGGGGUGCAACAAGGGCUUCGCGCGCCAACACGACUGCAAGCGCCACCAAGCGCUGCACACGUCCAGGUCGCAGUCGAACGUCUGCCAGGGAUGUGGGAAGACGUUCAGCCGGCUGGACGCCCUGAACCGUCACCUGCGCUCCGACGGAGGGGCCGAGUGCCGCCACGCGACGGAGGCGGCGAACAUCGCGAACCGGAUGAGCCCGCAAGAGGAGGAGUGGGAGAAUGGGAGCAAUUCGACCGAACGCUCGACGGACCGGCCCUCGCGCCGGUCGCCGACGCGCACCUCGACGAGGUGA